Dufourea novaeangliae is the source of this 771-nucleotide messenger RNA. RefSeq names its product protein lin-7 homolog C (gene veli). Gene Ontology annotation, cellular component: synapse; cell-cell junction; basolateral plasma membrane. Gene Ontology annotation, biological process: neurotransmitter secretion; protein localization to basolateral plasma membrane; maintenance of epithelial cell apical/basal polarity. NCBI's taxonomy places the organism in Eukaryota, Metazoa, Arthropoda, Insecta, Hymenoptera, Halictidae. The record is from RefSeq and is a predicted model, not a curated record. Gene Ontology annotation, molecular function: protein binding. The transcript has 5 exons. Bases 1 to 600 code for a protein of 199 amino acids.
AUGAUUAUGAUGGGCGAACCCCUUACUUUAGCAAAUGAUGUGAAGAGGUCCAUCGAAUUAUUAGACAAAUUGCAAAAAGGAGGCGAAGUUCCAGCAACAAAGUUAGCUGCUUUACAGAAAGUUUUACAGAGUGACUUUCUUAGCGCUGUACGCGAAGUAUACGAACAUGUAUACGAGACAGUAGACAUUCAGGGCUCUCAAGAUGUCCGUGCAUCAGCUACGGCAAAAGCAACAGUUGCUGCCUUUGCCGCAAGCGAAGGUCAUGCCCAUCCGCGAGUCGUGGAAUUACCAAAAACAGAAGAAGGUCUUGGUUUUAACGUGAUGGGAGGCAAGGAACAAAAUUCGCCCAUUUACAUUUCACGAAUUAUUCCUGGAGGUGUUGCCGAUCGCCAUGGUGGCCUGAAACGGGGUGAUCAACUCCUUUCAGUGAAUGGAGUGUGCGUCGAGGGUGAGAAUCAUGAGAAAGCGGUAGAGUUGCUGAAACAAGCACAGAACUCCGUGAAACUGGUUGUACGUUAUACUCCCCGAGUUUUGGAAGAAAUGGAAUUGCGAUUCGACAAGCAAAGGGCAGCUCGUAGUCGGCGCCAGCACAUGCAAUAAAAAUAAAAAUCUAUUACAUGUCAUUACUUCCUUCCUAACAAACCAACUACAUACAUAUUACCAUCAUCUUAAUUUCGUAUCUUCUUUAUGUGUAAAUCGCAGUAACUUUAUUUAACUGAGUAAUAGAACGUGCGAGACUUGAUUUUAAGAAAAUACUAUCAUUAUUGUAAU